Manis javanica (Malayan pangolin) is the source of this 2882-nucleotide messenger RNA. RefSeq names its product solute carrier family 30 member 9 (gene SLC30A9). Gene Ontology annotation, biological process: transmembrane transport; intracellular zinc ion homeostasis; zinc ion transport. Lineage: Eukaryota; Metazoa; Chordata; Mammalia; Pholidota; Manidae. Gene Ontology annotation, cellular component: endoplasmic reticulum; membrane. The record is from RefSeq and is a predicted model, not a curated record. Gene Ontology annotation, molecular function: monoatomic cation transmembrane transporter activity.
ACCACUUCCGCUGUCGCCGCGGCUGGCGUCGCUAAAUGAUGUUACCAUUUCCGGGUCGCCAAGGCCGCCUCUGGCGGCGCCGGCCUAGGUUUUAGCAGGUGUUCUGUCUAUGGAGUCAGUUGGUGCUGGCGACGGCGUGGAGGCAGGAGGCGGUGUCCGAUUGGGGGCCGUUUCCCCGCCAGGAUGUUACCGGGCUUGGCCGCCGCCGCUGCGGCCCACAGAUGUAGCUGGUCCUUCCUGUGCCGGCUGCGUCUGCAUUACAGGGCGGCGGUCCUCGGCUCCAGCGACCGCCAGGAAUGGCAGAAUUCAGUGACAUUUGGAAGCUUUUCAAACAUGGUUCCCUGUAGUCACUCAUAUACUUUUACACUGAGUCAAGUAAAGUUGUACUCCACAAAUGUUCAGAAAGAAGGACAGGGUUCACAAACUCAUCAAAUGCCAUCAUUUGAUGAAACAGCAGAAAAUAUAGGUGCAAAACUCAAAGCUCCACUUAUUAAGCAAGAACCUCUCCAAGUAAGAGUUAAAGCAAUCCUUAAGAAGAGGGAAUAUGGACCAAAGUACACUCAGAAUAAUUUCAUCACUGGAGUCAGAGCCAUAAAUGAGUUCUGCCUUAAGUCCAGCGAUCUAGAACAACUUCGAAAAAUCAGACGACGAAGUCCUCAUGAAGAUACUGAGUCCUUUACUGUAUACUUGAGAUCAGAUGUGGAGGCAAAAUCUUUGGAAGUUUGGGGAAGUCCUGAAGCUCUUGCCAGAGAGAAAAAACUACGUAAAGAAGCAGAAAUAGAAUAUAGAGAAAGGCUAUUUAGAAACCAAAACAUACUAAGAGAAUAUGGAGACUUCCUGGGAAAUACUAAGCCACGCUCCAGAACAUCAGUUUUUUUUAAGGGGCCAGGAAAAGUGGUGAUGGUUGCCAUUUGUAUUAAUGGAUUAAACUGCUUCUUUAAAUUUCUUGCCUGGAUUUAUACUGGUUCAGCAAGUAUGUUCUCUGAAGCUAUACAUUCUUUAUCUGAUACUUGUAAUCAGGCUUUGCUAGCAUUGGGUAUCAGUAAGUCUGUUCAGACACCAGAUCCUACUCAUCCGUAUGGAUUUUCAAAUAUGCGCUAUAUUGCUUCACUAAUUAGUGGUGUUGGUAUCUUCAUGAUGGGUGCAGGAUUAUCUUGGUACCACGGAAUCAUGGGAUUACUUAAUCCUCAACCAAUGGAAUCUCUUCUCUGGGCAUAUUGUAUUUUAGCAGGAUCAUUGGUAUCUGAAGGAGCAACACUUCUUGUUGCUGUAAAUGAACUUCGUAGGAGUGCUCGGGCGAAGGGAAUGUCAUUUUACAAGUAUGUAAUGGAAAGUCGUGAUCCUAGUACAAAUGUCAUAUUAUUGGAGGAUACUGCAGCAGUCCUGGGAGUGAUAAUAGCAGCCACUUGUAUGGGCCUUACGUCUAUAACAGGUAAUCCACUGUAUGACAGCCUCGGUUCGUUGGGUGUGGGCACCUUAUUAGGCGUGGUCUCAGCAUUCCUCAUCCACACUAACACUGAAGCACUUUUAGGGCGAUCCAUCCAGCCAGAGCAAGUACAGCGGCUUACCGAACUCCUGGAGAGUGACCCAUCAGUAAGGGCAAUUCAUGAUGUUAAAGCCACAGACCUUGGAUUAGGGAAAGUAAGAUUUAAGGCAGAAGUAGAUUUUGAUGGAAGAGUUGUUACAAGAUCAUAUUUGGAAAAACAAGAUUUUGACCAAAUGCUACAAGAAAUUCAAGAAGUGAAAACUCCUGAAGAACUAGAGACCUUUAUGCUUAAACAUGGAGAAAAUAUUAUUGAUACUUUAGGGGCCGAAGUAGAUAGACUUGAGAGAGAACUGAAAAAACGAAAUCCUGAAGUUCGACAUGUAGAUUUGGAGAUAUUAUAGAUUUGAUGGAAUGAAUCACCUUGGAGGGAGCCUUGGAAAUAAACUCUCCAUUCUGCUCUCCCAUACUGAAGAGAAGUCAACACCAUUAGAAGCCAUUUUUUUUUAGAUGGAGGAUAUACUUUAUGUAAAGGCAAUUCAGCAGUUCACAGAAUUAAACUACUACUUACUUCCAAGAGACAUAAGUUAAAUCAAUUUGGGAAUCAUGUUUUUUUUGUUUCAACAGGAAGUACUUUAGUUAAUUUAAAUUGUUUGUAAUUUCUCAUUUUAGGCUGUCAGGGUGAAUUGUACCUUGCAGUCAUGUUUCCUUUCUCAACAUUGGUAAAAAUGAGCAGCAUCUAUAGGAUUGUAAUUUUUAAUUUUGUUGCCACUGGAGAUUUCACUCCAUCAAACCCUGCCAUUCUUGAACAUUAUGGCUAAUUCUUGGUGUGUGGCUUUUACAGUCACUCCAUUUCAAAGUCUGUCUUUCCUUAUAGAAUGUGGAAACUAUUUCUACAUACUUUGUAAUUUUGCUCUGAGCACUAAGAGGAAUGUUUGUUAUCUAUAAAUGUUCAUUCCAGAAAUGGCUUAGUUACUGAAUUGAAGGAAGAUGUAUCAGUAUGCUCUUUUAGGUCAUAGGAGUUGCCAUGUUGUAAAAUUUCUUACCUCUCUUUUGCAAUUUUUUUCCUUAUUUUAAGUUUUCUGAUGGUAGAUCUAAAAUAGCCCUAGGUGUUUCCACAGGACAAUGGGAUGACUGUUUCUUGUUUUUGUUUUUUAACUGGCUUCAGUACCUUAAUAUGUAUUUAUUAGGAGAUAAUGCAUUCAUAAGCAUUUUAUCAUUCUGUAAAAUUGACUAGGAAUAUAACUUUACAAAGAGAACAGCAUUUUAAUUUAUUUUUUAAAAGGCACUACUUAUGUAAACCUGAACUGUAGGAAAUGUUUGCUUUAAAGAGAAGUAAAUACCUUAUGUAGAAACUUGUUGCCGUGAUUUUGUAUAAUAUAGUCAAUAGUGUUUGUAA